AUGUCUUCAGACAACACAACCUUCGACAACGAUACCCUCCUCCUUGUCGUCAUCGCAAUGCUCAACCCUGUGAUCGCCGUCUUCAUGAUGAAAGGCUGUGGCAUCGAAGUCCUCAUCUGUACCCUUCUCUUCAUUGUCUUUAUGUUCCCUGCUUGGAUUUAUGCCUACUGGCUCAUCGCUAGCCGUCACAAGAAGAAGAAGUCUGGUCAGCUUGUCGUUGUCGGUGCACCUCCUCAAGGCGCUGCUGCUACCAAUGUUGUGGAGGUCAAGAGGGUUGCUACCAUUCCUCCUGCCGUGGUCGCCAGCAGUUCUCCUACCGUGGUUCAGGCUAUCGAGUACAAGGCCACACCAGCACUUCCCGCGCCUGCUCCAGCACCUGCACCCGCUCCGCCUACCACGGUUGUCGUCGAGAAGGUCAAGGAGACACCACCUCCUCCCCCACCACCAGCCGCACCAGCACCUGUGCCCGCACCGGCAGCUGCUGCCGCAGCCGCCGCUACGACUUCGAAGGAGGAAGUAAUUGUGGUCACGAAAGCUCCAGAGAAGGCUCCUGACGCAUCACCUGUUGUCGUAGUCCCAGCGGCCGCUGCA
This is a messenger RNA of Aureobasidium uvarum, 591 nucleotides long. NCBI's taxonomy places the organism in Eukaryota, Fungi, Ascomycota, Dothideomycetes, Dothideales, Saccotheciaceae. The record is from the annotation of a GenBank genome assembly.